AUUUGUUUCAUAGGCGGAAAGCUUGAUGUUUCUGCUACUGAGAGUUAGUGAAGUGCAAGACGAGUUCUUCGUUGUUUAAAUGUUGUUAGCAAUCCGAAAAUGUUCUUUUCCGACUUUUAUUUUGUAGCGAGUUAAAUCGUCCAUUUCUGUUUUAUAUUUCAAGAUUGUCUAAAUCUGAGGCUUGUGUUAUUGUUGAAUUUGUCGAUUUCUUUCCUUGAUAAAGUGCAUUUUGUUAGGCUGAGAUAGUCGCCACGAAUUAUUUGGAAGGACUCAGUUGACACCGCGUGACUUCGUGUGAUUUAUGUCCGCGCUUGCGAAGAAAAUGGAUUUAUACCAGUCUACGUUAAUAACCUGCCCUACAUUAUCAACAUUUCGGAGCUAUUUGAUAAUUCUUUACAAGCUUAUUCAAUUAAGGUUACCAUAUAAAACUGUGUAGUAUGAAUUCUUAAAGUCAUGUAAAUUAGAGUACCCGUUGGUUUUUGAAGCAAAUAUCCACAUGGAAGUGUCUCCGAUGUUUACCUUGAAGUCUACCCCAACGUAUAGUGGUUAUGGAUGCAUUGGAAAAGAGUAUUCAUGUAUGUUGAUUGAAAAUAAGCAAAUGAUUGAUGCAAUCAGAAUCCUUAAGUCAGGUGACAGUGAUGACCUCCAAAACCUUUUGCAAACAUUCAAUAUACAUUCUCGUGAUGCAGACAAUAAUACGUUGCUUCAUCAUGCCUGUUUAUUAGGAAAUGUUAAAGCUGUACGUCUUCUGUUAGAUAGUGGCGUUCAUGCAAAUGCCUCCAAUAUUGAUGGACAGACUCCGAUUUGCGAUGCAGCUCUAAGCGGAUCAGCUGAGAUAAUUUCUCUUUUAUUAAGAAGUAAAGUUGAUGUUAAUCCACCAUCUUAUUGGGGUUCUCCGUUAAUCUAUGCCACACAGAAUGAAUCUAUAAAUGCAAUGAAAGUUUUGAUAGAUGCUGGUGCAAGUUUAAAUUCUCCUGAACGCAAUGGCCUUUGCCCACUACAUAUAGCUAUCCAAAGGAGAUUUUAUGCUGGCGUUUACCUUCUACUUUCUAAAGGUGCAGAUCCGAAUUGUGGAGUACGAUUGACAACUCCCUUACAUAUGGCAGCGAAAUUGAAUGACGUUGACAUAACAUAUUUACUGUUAGAAUUUGGUGCAUUUCCGACUUCUCUAGAUAAAGAGAAUCGUACUCCAAUUGAUUAUGUGCCAAACACGAGUCCAGUUUAUCAGUUAUUGAAAUCUGUACAAAAUCAAGUUCCAUCAUUACAAUCUAUUUCAAGACAGACUAUUUUUUCUUUAUUACGCUCUGCUAAAUUGUCACCAGUUAAAGAACUUUAUUUACCAAAUAUUUUAAAGGAUUAUCUUUCAUUUCGUCAUUUUCAUUUUGUAACGGAGUAAAUAAAUACCGAACAAAUCUAUCCAACCUAUCUACCCAUUUAUCUAUCCCUGUGACAAUGACAAUCAUACUGUUUACAUCGUUUGUGUCGAUGUCAUGUUUUACUUUGUUUAUUUGUUGUUGCUUCAUUUCAUAACUUGUUAAUUUGUUAUAUUUUGACUUUAUUGUGAGGUGUUUUAUAAUUAGUCUUUCAUGUUAUCUCUUGCUAAGCAAUAAUAUUUCCAGUAGUUUCAGUUAUUAUUAUUUUCGUUUUAUGUGCGAUUCAUUUGGUUAAUUUUGUUUCAUUCUUACAUUGUAUUUGACUGAGAGACAAAAUACCAUUUGGUUUUAUACUCUACACAGUGUAAAUACUACUUACAGUUCUAGUUGUACAUGGGUGUGUGUGUGUGUUUGUAUGUGAUAAUAGUAAGUAUUUAUGUUGUUCAUUUCUCUUUUCAUCAUUCAUGACAAUUUUGUUUUCUCUAAAUGACUAUUUUGAUUUAUUUGAAGUGAUUUCUUUCUGUUGUAUUGUCGUUGUUGCUGUUGUUGCUUUUUCUAUUGUGUGUGUAUGUGUUGGGUUCAAAGAAGAGUUGAUUAUUUUCAUAAUUCAUUAUAUUGAUUUAAUUUGUUGUUUUGUGCUUGUAUAUGAGUUGAUCCCACUUUUGAUAUCCAUAUUAAAGUUGUUGACAUUAACUUUUGAAGUAAUAAAAAAGUUGGUGGUAAGAUUCUU
Molecule: messenger RNA, 2103 nt
Organism: Schistosoma margrebowiei
Lineage: Eukaryota; Metazoa; Platyhelminthes; Trematoda; Strigeidida; Schistosomatidae
Source: the annotation of a GenBank genome assembly